Messenger RNA from Colletotrichum lupini, 666 nucleotides. RefSeq lists its product as uncharacterized. Bases 1 to 666 code for a protein of 221 amino acids. The record is from RefSeq and is a predicted model, not a curated record. The transcript has 7 exons. Lineage: Eukaryota; Fungi; Ascomycota; Sordariomycetes; Glomerellales; Glomerellaceae.
AUGAAGGUACCCCUGACUAGUCUCCCACUUCCGUAUGGCAGGGCAACUUUGGCCGUCUACAACCCGGCGCUGGAGCCCCGGAUGGUCAAGCGACCUGUCCAUUACAGCCUCGGGUUCGUCGGUUGCGAGGGCAGAGUCAACUCAUUCGACAUCAGGAGCAUCGGGGCCAGAGACGCAAAGCGCACCGAGUCGAAGUUGGGAGACACCAUCUCAAGUUGGUUUUCGAGGUUUCGAAUCGCGAAGUAUCAGUCGGACGACAAUGAGCUGACAGCGCUCAGAGAGAAAUUCUCCAGAGGCCAUCGAGGUUGUAUUGAAGAGAUUGUCAGUGUCUGUUUCUCACAUGAGCUGUCGAGCCAAUCGCAGGUUAAGCAAUUUCCCAGGCCAGAGCAAGAGGUGUUACCUAGAAUGACGGAUUCUUUGAGAGAUGGUGCCAGCAUCUACGAGACUAUGGCCAGACUCAAGAGUUGUAGGUCAGUCAACGUCACGAGCAUGCUGCCCUCAUUGGGGUUCUUCGAAUGGCUAAUCACUGACACGCUGUCCUUUUCUUCUUCUGCUCUGGAGAAGAUGGAGGUCUUGAUUGAGUUGGAGGGGGAGAGCCGAUUGAUGCCAAUCAGAACUCCCAUCCCUGCGCCCAUCCGGUACUGCUUAUUUUUGAGUUUGUUCUAG